Molecule: messenger RNA, 1890 nt
Organism: Humulus lupulus (European hop)
Lineage: Eukaryota; Viridiplantae; Streptophyta; Magnoliopsida; Rosales; Cannabaceae
Exons: 10
Coding region: 1-1890 (629 amino acids)
Biological process (GO): DNA integration
Molecular function (GO): nucleic acid binding
Source: RefSeq, a predicted model, not a curated record
AUGUGUUUGCUUUGGGGUCAGUGUUGCAAUGGCUACUUGGUUGACUGGAGGGACAUCGUGAUGGACUCGGAUGAGUUCAUGUAUGCAAGGAAAGGUGGAUCUAUUACUCGUCCUCCUUUACUGAAUGAUUCCAACUAUCCUUAUUGGAAGGUUAUGAUAAGAGCCUUUAUUAAAUCUCAAGAAGAAAAGGUGUGGAGAUCAAUCUUAAGCGGUUGGACACCUCCAUCUGAAUCAGAUGAUGUAACAAAGCUAAAAUCUGAACUUAACUGGACCGAUGCUAAAGAUAAAUUGUCUAGUUAUAACAACAAAGCCUUGCAUGCUAUCCUUAAUGGAUUUGGUGAAGGAUACAUAAAAUUAAUAUCCUCGUGUGAAUCUACCAAAGAAGCUUGGGAAAUCCUUCAAACUCAAUUUGAAGGAACUGCUGAUGUAAAACAUUCUAGGCUUAUUAUGCUAACUACUAGAUUUGAAAAUCUUAGAAUGAUAGAAACUGAGUCUCUCAUAGAAUUCUAUGAAAGACUGUUUCAAACAAAGCUCACAGCAAUUGAGGAGGCAAAAGAUCUCGAGACAAUGAAAGUAGAGGAGUUGAUGGGUUCAUUGCGAACGUUUGAACUCAAUCAACAAAUUCGUCAAAAGGAAAAACCAAGUGCUCUCAAAGAAAAAUCAGAUAAUAAAAGGGUUGUUUGUCUGAACAACAUAGUUCAGGAAGAUAAUUUUGAAUGUGAAUCCAGUGAGUCUGAUCUAGACGAGGACUCCCUAAAAGAAUCAUACAAAGAUAUGUAUGAUCAAUGGUUAAAGGAAAAUAAUGAUGAACUUGAAAACACUGUAAAGAAUCUUGAGGAUAAAGUUAUUGCAAAAGAUUGUGAAAUUAAGAUAUUAUCAAAUGAAAUUAACCACAUGGUAAAAGGUGUUAAAAUGCUUAAUUCAAAUUCCAGGAUCUUGGAUGAUGUUAUGGGUGCAGGACAAAAAGUUGGUACAUCUCAGACAGGUGAUUCUACAAAAGUCAAACCUGUUUCCACAUCUGUUAAACAAGCCAAUUUUCUCAAAAGAACUAAAACAGAUCGGGAAAAAUCAGACACGUUUGAUGCCUUCAAAAAUCUGUGCAUUAAAUUAAGAGUUGAAAAAGAUUGCAAUAUAGGUAAGAUUGUGAGAAUCAGAAGUGAUCAUGGUAUUUCCCAUGAGUUCUCAGCUCCCAAGACUCCUGAACAAAAUGGGGUUGUUGAGAGAAAAAAUAGAACCCUGCAGGAGAUGGCCAGAGUAAUGCUAAACAAAGAAAUUGAUAUGUUUAUUGCUGAAACCUCUCAGACAGAAUCUCCUGCAGUGACAAUAGGUGAUGUUGUGCCCUCUCAUAUAGAAACUGUUGCAACAGAAGCUGAAUCUGUUCCAACAUCAUCUGAUCGACCAACAAAGGAAGGGCAAGAAAUCAUCACAGAUUCAAUACAGAGAGAACCUUCUGCCAGAAUUAAAAAGAAUCAUCCUUCAGAUCUCAUUCUUGGUGAUAUUGAAGAAAGCAUGGUGACAAGAAAAAGGUAUGUGAAUUUGGUUCAAUUCGUUUGCUUUACAUCCAGCUUUGAACCAAAAAAUGUGAAAGAAGCCUUGAAUGACGAGUCAUGGAUAAAAGCAAUGCAAGAGGAGUUGGAACAAUUCACAAGAAAUGAGUCAGAAGAUGGAACCUUUAUUUCUCAAAGUAAGUAUGCAAAAAAUCUGGUCAAGAAAUUUGGGAUGGAGUCUGCUAAACAUGACAAAACACCAAGGGGAACCAUGGUCAAACUAACCAAGGAUGAAACUGGUGUUAAAGUAAAUCCAACAUUGUACAGAAGCAUGAUUGGAAGUCUUUUGUAUCUCACAGCUAGUCAUCCUGACAUUAGCUACAGUGUUGGGGUGUGUGCUUGA